AUGCCGACGACGCCGCUGCCAGGUAUCGACACUGUGAGAGUAGCGGUACGGGUGCGGCCGUUCAGUCAGAGAGAGAAGAAUUCUGGGAGCAAAUGUGUGAUUUCCAUGCAUUCCAGGACUACCACCACCAUACAAGACCCUAAGAAUCCAGAACACAGGAAGACAUUUACUUUUGACCUGGCAUAUUGGUCUCACGAUGGAUUUCAGAAGGAUAAAGAUGGCGUGUUUAUUUCAGCUGAUCCUAGCAGUCAAUUUGCAAGCCAGAAAGAUAUUUUCCACGAUCUUGGUAGGGGAAUUCUGGACAGCGCUUGGCAAGGCUAUAAUGCCACCCUUUUAGCCUAUGGCCAGACUGGCUCUGGAAAAAGCUAUUCCAUGGUUGGGUUUGGUGCAAACAAGGGUAUCAUUCCAAAUGUGUGUGAAGAGCUCUUUCAAGCAAUUGAGAAGCGGGAGGGAAAUCAAGAAUACCAGGUUACAUUCAGUAUGCUGGAAAUUUACAAUGAACAGAUAAGAGACUUGCUAUCUAGAACCAAGAAACCUGAGAGACUAAAAGUGAGAGAAGAUCAACAGCUGGGCUUUUAUGUGGAUGGCCUGAAGUCAGUGCCCUGUGAGAACUAUGCACAGAUUGAAAGGCUGAUGGAACAAGGGACAAAGAUAAGGACCACAGCAUCGACCAACAUGAACGCCAGCAGCAGUCGGUCUCAUAUGGUCAUUACCAUUCAGUUCAAGCAGGUUUUCCUAGACAGAGACCUCACCAAGCAAUCCAGUAUUAAUUUGGUGGAUUUAGCAGGAAGUGAAAGACAAAAAUCCUCAGGAUCUGAAGGAGAUAGACUGAGGGAAGGAUCACGAGUUAACUUAAGUUUAACCAAUUUAGGAAUUGUUAUCAGUGCUCUAGCUGAUGCAGCCAUGGGGAAGAAAGUCUUGCACAUUCCCUACAGAGAUUCUGUUCUGACCAAACUGCUGCAGCCAGCUCUGGGCGGCAACAGCAGAACUACUUUGAUAGCAGCCAUAAGUCCUGCUGACAUCUGCUAUGAAGAAACGUUGUCCACGUUAAGAUAUGCUGAAAGGGCUAAAAAGAUCCAGAACAAAGCCGUGGUCAACACCUCAAUGCUGAUGAGAGAGGCAGAGGCGGAGAACAACAAAGUGCUGCUUGCAUGCGGAAAUUCCAGAAUGGCAGAGCUGCCAGCCUGCCUCCUGGCAGAUCAGAGCCUCGGAUGGCAGACCGGCCAGGUGACCUGGGCACACCAGCUGGAGCAGGCUCGGGAGGAGUGGCAGCAGCAGUACCUGGCCAUUGCCCAGGAGCGGCAGAUGAUGGAGACCUUCCCACACCUUCUCAACGUCAACGAGGACCCGCAGCUCACAGGAGUCCUCAAGUACUUCAUUCAGGCUGGCUCCUGUGAUGCUGGUCGGGCUGCUUCAAAUGCCAUCCCUCUUCUAGGUUUGGGAAUUACAGAUAAACAUGCUUCCUUCACAAAUGUGGACGGGAAAGUGACAGUCACUCCACACAGCAAAUGCAAAGUUGUUGUCAAUGGGGUGCCCAUCACGACCACGACAAAGCUGCAGCAUCUGGACCGCGUUAUCUUGGGAUCCAGCAGCGCCUACCUCUAUAUUGGGUUUCCUUCGGAGCGAGGCAGCGAAGACUUGAACAGGUUUGACUAUGACUUUUUCCAGCUGGAGAGAGCAGCUGUGGAGGGAGUGAGCAUGGACAAGCUUGGGGCCAUGAGCCACGGGGAUGGAAUGGCAGACCCCAGCGUGCUGGCUGUGUUCCAGGACUAUGUCAAACUGAUGCCACUGGUGGCAGAAGCGAAUCAAAUGGGCGAAGAGCUGGAGAAGGGACUCAGAAUGGAACUGAAGGUGAAGAAUCUAGCAUCAUCCGACUCCAGAGGUUACGACCUACAGAAAGAGGUCAUGGUGAAGGUGACAAACCAGAGGACUCAGGAGGUGUGGAUUUGGUCAAAAGCCAAGUUUAUCAACAGGAAGUUCCUGAUGGAGGAACUCUACCAGCGCUUUCUAGAAGGGGAGGACAGCCACGUGGCCCAGGAAGACGACCCUUUCUGGGACCCCGUCGAGGCCGUGCACCUGGGCUCGGCUCACGUCUGGCUCCAGCCGCUGGCCUAUUGCAUGAAACUCGAGGAGCAGGUGGAGUUCCUGAGCUGCGACGGGACGGAGGAGGCUAUGCUGCACAUCCACGUGACGCCCUGCUCCCCGGCGGGACAAGCAUGCAGUGAGGAGGAUGUGGUUAUUGACACUGCGGAGUUGCUGGGCAAGAGGAUGGAUUUCCAGAUUGGCCUUGUGCGGUGCCUUGGCAUCAAGUGGCUCAAGGAAGGCGCGGAGAGGGGCAUUCAGAUGGGUUACAGAAUGUAUGAUCUUUCAAGCACUUUCUAUACCAAGCCUGUGUGGAAAACUGUGAAUCCCCAAAUAGAAGAAACAGUCCAAUUUACAGCCUUAAAUGCAUCUCAGGACUUUCUGAAUUAUUUACAAACAAAUGCUCUCAUUGUCGAUUUAUGGGGUCUUCAAGAAGGCUGUGCCCAACUGAGCUGCUCUCAGCCAGACCUCAUGGUCACAAGUGAAGGCCAUGUCAUGGUGGACACCAAGAAAAUUUCCGCAUUGGUGGAUACAGGACAGACCACUUCAGAUCAGACUUCAGAACUUUAUAUGAAGUUGUUCAAGUUAGAACAGGAGACAGAACAGCUCCGGAACGUGAACAGAGCCUUGAGAGAGGAGAAUGUGCUUCUCAGACAAGCACUUGAGAAAAUUGGUUCUCCCCAGCAAGCACAUGAGCCUUCAGAUGCCCUGAAGGUAACUCAGAGGACAGCACACCUGCUGGCAGCCAGAGCCAAGAAUGACAGGCCGGCUCCGCCAGCAGCCAGCUCCGACAGGGAGUUGACCGAUGCUCUCAAGAUCUUCUACCAAAGCAUGAACACGGCAAGAGGACGGUUUCUCAGACUGAGACAUUAUAAACCUCCUGAAGAUGACAGGAUGCUCCGACCGUUUGUAUACCAACAGUCACAGAGGCUGAGGGAUGUUGGGGAGCUGCUCGAUCGCAGCUUGCAGAGACUGAGAAGCGAUGUUGCUCGUAUAGCAAAGGAGAAGAGAGCGUGCCUGCUGCAUCCCCAGCAGCAUCCACAGGCCGACGGGUUGCCCCAGGUUUGCGAGGAGCGCGCAUAGCUCUGAGCUUGAUGAACUUGGCCACCAGCCAAGCUGUGCGCACCACGCACCCAGCCCAUUCCUCACAUUGUUUCUGUUCUGCAAUUUGGUUUAAAGUUAUGUGAAAAUGAAUUCACAUCUGGAGUGAAGGUGGGCCUGGCAGUGGGAGGCCAGCCCUCCGGGUGUUGAGACCUGUCUGUCUGGGGCUAAAUCCCUCUAAUCGGUCACUUCCCAGCUGCAGUUUGAGGCAAAUGCCUUCCCCUUGCUUCCCCUUAUUACAGGGACAUGAGAAUAGUACCAAGUGCAGAUGGUGAGUGAAUGUAAACCUUAGAACAGAGCCUGGCACACUGAAGCCACUGACAAGCAUUGAUAUUCAACAGUUUGAAAGUUCAAAUAAAGCUGUUUUGAAAAAUUUGCUGUCAGACCUAGAGACAAAUGUUAUUUUACCCCUCAUUUUGUAUCCUUGUUCCAGACAAAUUGGAUCUUCUACCUCUACUUCCUCUGCUUUCCUAAGCUUAUCUGGAAACCAUGGGGAGCGGGGGAGCAGCGGCAGUGGGGCCUGUACGGUGCGGGCCACGUGGCAGAGGCGGAGGCUGCCAAUGCAAUCUGCUGGCAAUUGGGCUUGGGUGAUCCAGGUUCCAGGGAGAACGGACGGGUCUCCGCUGAGGGCAGACGGGCACUGGGUGCUCGGGGGAAAGGCUGUGGGGAGCCUGCCAGUGACGGCAGGGGCCCCACGAGCAAUUCUGUGUGCUGGGCUCUAGACUACGUGCUAAACAUAGUAGCUCAUUCAUGACAAUUCUCUGAGUCUGGCACAAUCAUCUCCCCCAUUUUGAGGCUUUAAACAUUAAAUCAACAAGGCCUGCCCAGGCAUCUGUGAGCGAGCACUGGGCUGACUGAAGGUGCCAUUCCUGAUGGCAACAGCUGCUGCAGAACGGCACCAGGCAGAAGCAUAAGAACCCAGGAAGGAGGAAAAAGAGGUAACAACCCCAGUCCUUGUUCCCUGGAGUAUGAAGUUAGGGAGAUCAAACAGGAGAAACCUGAAACUCUGCUGGCAGGACUGUCUAGCAAUGGCUUCCAAAAGGAGUCUCCCUAGGAAGGCAGGAAUCUGGGCUGGUCAUUUCUGCAUAAUAACAGGACCCAAGGCUUCUCAGAGAGGCUUCAGUUCUAUCUGCAGCUCAGGUUCAGGACUAGUGUACAUGCAACUAAAGAAUAACUGGAAAGCUUACAGCCUACAGGUGGAGCUCCACACGGUGAUGGCAGCAGGAACCAGGGUCUGGAAAGCCUGUCAGUGAGGCAAAGCAGCUGUGAGGCCACAGGAAGAUGGGAAGGGUUCUUCUACCUCCUGGGCUGAGCCUCAAAGUUCUUUAACCAUCUGCAGAAAUAACUGCAGAAGUAAUAUACUUUCUGCAAAAAAGCAGCUUGAGGAGCCCUGGGGGUUAAAAAGAAAUCUGGAUGAGACACACCUGUAUCUCAAGCUGGAGGAAGGUCACACAGGUUCUAUGUACAUCAGUGUCCAUGUCAGAGCCAGACACAACACACGCCACCAAGCUGGGAAGAACACAACCGGCAGCCUCACCCAGAGGCUCCCAGGGCACAUCUGAACCACAGAUUCCUCAGCUCCAACCUGCAGACCUCCCGCCCGCAAGCUGCGGGGGCCACUGGGGAGCCCCACUGUCGUGUCAGAAUUCUGUCCCGGGGCUGGUCAUGGCCUCUGUUGCUCCUGAACACCUUCCGGAUUUUAGAGAGGAUAAAAACUUUUCUACCAGCCCACCAAUUAGGACCCAACCCAGGCCAGGGCAGAGGAUAGAGCAUACACUACAAAUCUCCCUCUUCAAGUUAGACAGCCUCUGCUGAUAGCCUCAGGCAGCACAGGAGGCUCCCUCCAGACAAAUCAUGUUCUUAUCUGUGCCACGCUUCUCAAUGCAGAAUAGAAAUUUCAUAGAGGCAGUGGCUGUGUCCUCUUUAUGUAGCAAAUGGCACAGAACACUGUAUGUGUUUAUCAUAUGCUUAUUACCAAAGGAAAAAGUCCUUUGCCUUAUUUUAGGGCUUCAGGGGAAAACCUAAUUAAAAUACAAAAAAUAAAUUAAAGAAAUUCACUUCUGGUCAGGCAAUGAAAUGAACAGAA
Molecule: messenger RNA, 5269 nt
Organism: Nyctereutes procyonoides (raccoon dog)
Lineage: Eukaryota; Metazoa; Chordata; Mammalia; Carnivora; Canidae
Product: kinesin-like protein KIF28
Exons: 23
Coding region: 1-3165 (1054 amino acids)
Biological process (GO): cytoskeleton-dependent intracellular transport; microtubule-based movement
Cellular component (GO): kinesin complex; microtubule
Molecular function (GO): microtubule motor activity; ATP hydrolysis activity; microtubule binding
Source: RefSeq, a predicted model, not a curated record